AGGGUCGGUCUUUUCAUUUUACGGCGAAUUCGUCAUGGGGAAUAAGAAGGUUAAGAAAAAUCACUGCUCUCGCCAGAAGUGGCUGGAUGGUGGAGUUGCUCGGUUCAGCCGAUCACAGAUGUACCGUAGAACCGCCAUGUACAAGAGAAAAAGGGUGGUCGCUAAGAAAGAAGUGAAGAGACCAGCAGCUAUGGUGGAGAAGCAGAUCAAUGGCGAGAAGAAUGGAGGAAAGCGUGAAGUCCGUGCAAACCGUCUGCCCCGAUAUUACCCCACUGAAGACCUUCCAAGGAAAUUCAGAUCCCGCAAAAAGCCUUUCUUUCAACACAAGCACAAAAUCCGUGCCUCAAUCACUCCUGGUACUGUUCUGAUUCUUGUUGCUGGCAGAUACAAGGGAAAGAGAGUUGUUUUCUUGAAGCAAUUGUCCUCCGGUCUCCUCCUUAUCACAGGUCCGAUGCAAUUGAAUGGUUGCCCUCUAAGACGCAUCAAUCAGAAGUAUGUGAUUGCCACCAAGACAAAGCUUGACAUCAGCAGCGUCAAGGUUCCAGAAAGACUCAAUGAUCAAUACUUCAGACGACAGAAAUUAAAGAAACCAAAGCAUCAAGAAGGAGAGAUCUUUGAAAGUGAAGAACAGAAAUACACUGUGUCGGAUGAACGCAAGGAGGAUCAGCGUGAUGUUGACGGCCAGCUGAUGACAAUCAUCAAAGAUGUUGUGGACUUGAAGCCUUACAUGUCAAUGCCAUUCUAUCUUAGCAACAAGCAAUACCCUCACAAGAUGGUCUUCUAAAACUCCCAUACAAAAAUUUGUGACUUUGUGAAUAUAAUGAGUGACAGGUCAAGUCACUGAAAUAUUAAAGAAGAAAAACAAUGAACAAGGA
Messenger RNA from Anneissia japonica, 875 nucleotides. Its product is annotated as 60S ribosomal protein L6-like. The transcript is spliced from 6 exons. Gene Ontology annotation, cellular component: ribosome; cytosolic large ribosomal subunit. The coding region runs from base 35 to 784 and encodes 249 amino acids. The record is from RefSeq and is a predicted model, not a curated record. Gene Ontology annotation, biological process: cytoplasmic translation; ribosomal large subunit assembly. Gene Ontology annotation, molecular function: RNA binding; structural constituent of ribosome. Lineage: Eukaryota; Metazoa; Echinodermata; Crinoidea; Comatulida; Comatulidae.